Molecule: messenger RNA, 1136 nt
Organism: Lucilia sericata (common green bottle fly)
Lineage: Eukaryota; Metazoa; Arthropoda; Insecta; Diptera; Calliphoridae
Gene: Cks85A
Product: cyclin-dependent kinases regulatory subunit
Exons: 3
Coding region: 612-950 (112 amino acids)
Biological process (GO): regulation of mitotic cell cycle
Cellular component (GO): SCF ubiquitin ligase complex; cyclin-dependent protein kinase holoenzyme complex
Molecular function (GO): ubiquitin binding; cyclin-dependent protein serine/threonine kinase activator activity; protein kinase binding
Source: RefSeq, a predicted model, not a curated record
AUGUUAGUCUGUAUUUUGUGGUUGAUAUAAAAACACUGGCGCGCGAUUUUAAAUCUGAAAUAUAGAAUAUAUAAAAAUAAAUGCAAUAAUACUUAAAUGCAACGACAAAAUAUGUUGCACAUUACAAUAAAAUGUUUCAAUUAAUAAAAACACAGUGGGAUAUCAAUAUUAAAAAAUAUGUCGUAGUGUGAAAAAUAAAUAAAAAAUAUAAAUCAUGCGAUUUAAAUGGAUUUUUAAACAUGUUGAAAACUAAUUCAUAAAGGAAUUUGUUGGCAAUCAGUUUAGAGCGUGUUUUACCGCAACAAGCAGUCAUUAAUAAAAUUUAAAUGAUAACGGCUAAACAACAGCGUUACCAAUCAUUAAACUAAUGCGAAAUAUUGCCAAUGGCAAAGAAAACAACGCAAUAACCAAUUUGCCGUGUUAACCAUUGCUAGUGAAUAGCAGCAACAAAGCAAACAAAGAAAAAGAAGAAAUAAUAAUACUGAAGGUACGACGAGGCUAAUUUGUUUGUAAAUAAAUUAUUGCCAGAAUAAACAAGAAGAAAUAUAAUUAACAACAAAGAAAUUUGCAAAAAAAAAAAAAAAAAACGUUGAACUACUCUUUCCAGCAAUAUGCCAGCCGAUCAAAUACAAUAUUCUGAAAAAUAUUUCGAUGCUGUCUAUGAAUACAGACAUGUUAUACUACCACCCGACUUGACGAAAAUGGUACCCAAGUCGCAUUUAAUGACCGAAACGGAAUGGCGUAAUUUGGGUGUACAGCAAAGUCCUGGCUGGGUCCACUAUAUGAUGCAUGCUCCCGAGCCGCAUGUUAUUCUAUUCAGACGACCUCGCACGGAUUCAAACGAAACAAAUGUGGUGUCAACAGCCACAGCUCAAGCCCCUACUAACACCACUGCUCCGCCCACAACAAAUGCGGAUUUAUCACAAACCAACGUUUCGGUUAAAGGUUAAUUCAUCUUUUGAUGGAUGUGUGCCAUACAGUUUUAUUUAAAUAGUUAUACGUACUACCAUCCUAAUCAUUAUUAUUAUCCACCAAAGGAAUACACUAUAAAACCAGAUAACAAACAAAAAUCACACUCAUGGAUAUUUUUAAUAAAUAAUUGUUUUUAGUUAGCAUGUAAACUCCACACUUUCAAA